Messenger RNA from Brenthis ino (lesser marbled fritillary), 1041 nucleotides. The record is from the annotation of a GenBank genome assembly. NCBI's taxonomy places the organism in Eukaryota, Metazoa, Arthropoda, Insecta, Lepidoptera, Nymphalidae.
AUGAAUAUUACUUCAAGAACACCGAAAACUACGCCUAUAACGGAGGAUUACGAUAUCUCCAACACGGUCCUCGGCCUUGGGAUCAACGGAAAAGUAUUAGAAUGCAAGGAAAAGAGAACGGGAAUGAAGCGCGCGCUGAAGGUUUUACACGACAGUGCGAAAGCGAGGCGUGAGGUGGAGUUACAUUGGCGUGCGAGUGGCUGCAUCCAUAUUGUUGAGAUCAUCGACGUCUACGACAACACUUACGGCGGGAAGCGAUGUCUUCUAGUGGUGAUGGAGUGUAUGGACGGCGGCGAGUUGUUCCAGAGGAUACAGGAUAACAGGGAGGGUGCAUUCACAGAGAGGCAGGCUGCUGAGAUAAUGCAUUCAAUAUGCGUAGCAGUACGUCACCUACACGACUCAAACAUCGCUCAUCGGGACAUCAAACCUGAAAAUUUGCUGUACACCAGUAUGGAACCUAACGCCAUAUUGAAGUUGACCGAUUUCGGUUUUGCAAAGGAAACUUUAACACAAGCUGACACUCUCCAGACGCCCUGCUAUACCCCUUAUUAUGUGGCUCCUGAGGUGCUAGGCCCCGAGAAAUAUGACAAAUCUUGUGACAUAUGGUCUUUAGGAGUAGUGAUGUACAUACUGUUGUGUGGUUUUCCGCCAUUUUACUCGAACCACGGUCUCGCAAUAUCGCCGGGAAUGAAAAAGCGUAUAAGAUUGGGUCAAUACGAUUUUCCCGAGCCGGAGUGGUCGAACGUGUCGUCCGAAGCAAAGAAUUUGAUUAGAGGAAUGCUCUCAGUCGAUCCGGCGAAGAGAUUGACCAUACAUCAAGUGAUGUCCAGCCCGUGGGUGCGGCAGUUCACGCAGGUGCCGCAGACGCCGCUGUACACGCACGCGCUGCUGCGCGACGCGGGCGACGCGUGGGCCGACGUGCAGGACGAGAUGACGCGCUCGCUCGCCACCAUGCGCGUCGACUACGAUCAGGUCCAAAUAAAAGCUCUAGAACAGUCGAACAACUCUCUUCUAAAUAAACGAAGAAAUAAAGUGGGCGCC